UUAUGGUAUGCAGGGCAUCAAACCGCUAGCUUCCGUGAUGUAGCUGACAGAUUUAAUGUGACUAUCAGUGUUCUACAUAAAAUUAUCAAAAGAAUGAUAUAUUUCUUAAGUAACCUUUCACCUGAGGUUAUAAAAUGGCCAAAUGAUGUGGAGAAGCAGGAAAUAGAACAGUAUUUUCGCCAUAAAAAUACGUUUCCCGGAAUUAUUGGGCUAAUUGACGGAACCCACAUUAAAAUAGAUAUACCCCAGGAUGAUCCUGACUCCUAUAUUAAUCGAAAGGGCUUUUACUCUGUUCAGGUGCAACUGGUAUGUGACCAUAAUCUUCGCAUUACUGACAUAUUCACAGGGUAUCCAGGAUCCGUACAUGAUGCCCGAGUGUUCAGAACAUCUCCAUUAAGUGAGACAUUGGAAGAAAAAUGUGGAGAAUUUCACUUGCUAGGAGACAGUGCUUAUCCAUUAUUAAAAAAUGUGUUAACACCCUUUCCAGAUAGAGGCCUGUUAAAUAGACAACAAAUUAAUUACAAUAUACAACAUUCCAGCAACAGAGUAAAGAUUGAGCACUGUAAUGGGGUAUUAAAGCAAAAAUGGCGUCAGCUGUAUCAUUUGAAAUUAAGGGAUAUUAGGCUCAUCGUUAACUUCAUUAGAGCAUGUUGUGUUCUUCACAAUUUAGGGUUGCAAGAUGGUGUUGCACUAGAUUUAGAAGAAAAUGUAGAACCAGUUGAACCUGCUCCACGUCUAGACCCCGAUAAUAUAGAACAGGGCAUUCAGGAAGAUUUAAAUGCUGUAGCAAAACGAAAUCACAUUGUAAACAUCCUUGGACAAUAAAUGCAUAAUAAUUUUUUGGGACUUGCCCAAUACCAAGGGACAUUGUUUAAAGUCUGCCAAAUUAUCUGUCACUUCUUGUGUAAGCCAUACA
Sitophilus oryzae (rice weevil) is the source of this 916-nucleotide messenger RNA. Its product is annotated as putative nuclease HARBI1. The transcript has 2 exons. NCBI's taxonomy places the organism in Eukaryota, Metazoa, Arthropoda, Insecta, Coleoptera, Curculionidae. The record is from RefSeq and is a predicted model, not a curated record. The coding region runs from base 94 to 825 and encodes 243 amino acids.